This is a messenger RNA of Brassica napus (rape), 1370 nucleotides long. RefSeq names its product putative B3 domain-containing protein At2g27410. The transcript has a single exon. NCBI's taxonomy places the organism in Eukaryota, Viridiplantae, Streptophyta, Magnoliopsida, Brassicales, Brassicaceae. Gene Ontology annotation, molecular function: DNA binding. The record is from RefSeq and is a predicted model, not a curated record. Bases 165 to 791 code for a protein of 208 amino acids.
UGUUAGGAACCAAACUAACAAUAUGUUAUUUAAGAAGAUUACAUUGGCUCUCUCUCUCUCUCUUUAUUUACCUCGGUUGCUUGCAUGUAAAGAAACCUAAUCUUUCUAUCUAACGCUGUCUACAACUCGCGGUUCCCUGCUAGCUUCUUUGCUCCGUUACUUACAUGUCUUCAAAAGAAUCCAUCCCAACGGCGAAAUCUGAUGAUAAUAAGUUUUGGAAGCUGGAUAUGUUGGCAGAACUUUCGAAAAAGGUAUUAGAAGAAAAAGAGGGAGCCAGUGGCACGGAGAAAUCUUCUUCGACACGACCACCCAAGUGGCUUAUGAUGGUGAUGAUGAAAGAAAAGAACGCACACGAUCCAAAACUGAUCAUAAAGAAGAAACUGCACGCGAGCGAUCUCAGCAAAACACAGUCACGUCUCUCAAUGCCUAUAAACCAACUGCUUAGUUCGGAUUUUUUGACGGACGAGGAGACAACAAUCCUACACGAACCGGCGCCAGAACCGGGGAAAAGUACUCGUACAGAAGGCGGUAAAAAAGGCGUGAGUGUGGUCUUGGUGGAUCCUCUGUCAAAAAGGCAUGAGGUUGAAUUAAGGAGGUGGAAGAUGGGUGAAAAUUGGAACUACGUAGUUGUUGGUGGUUGGAACAAUGUGAUUGACCGUAACGAGUUUAAGGUCGACGACGUCACUGUGAUAUGGUCGUUCCGAUAUGGAGGAGGAAAACUAUGUUUGGCUCUCUCUCCUCUGGUAAGAGAAUCUAAACACUCCGGUCAGAGCAGCUCUCGUCGUUCCUGAUAACACACCACCAGUGCUUAAGUCACAAGUAAGAAGGGUUUGGUUUUCAGUCGAUUAUGGAUUUUCUUUUAUUUUUCUUCCUUUUUCUGUUUUAAAAUAAAACUUGUGGGGGUUUUUACACAAUAAGGUUGAUUUAUUUCUUCUUCAGGUUGUCUUAAUUUUUUUUCGGUUCUUGGACAAGAGCAACUCCUAUGGAGGUUUCUCAACUUAAGUUUCUAAAUCUACAUAAACUACCUGAUACCCAAGAUAACAGGUUCUUGGACACUUAAAAAUCCAAAUUUCAGAAAAUAUCGGUUCUUGAAUGGAUAUUUAUUAACAAAUAGUAAUUGGAAUAACGUGGAAAAUAAGUUAGACCUGAAAAUAAAAUUUCAUAAAAUUAAAUUAAAAUAUGACAAUACCCAUUGAUAUGUGUAAAGUUAAAAUAUGAUCUACUUGUACCCUGUAAAAUAAGUUGGUUAAUCAUAUAUUAACUAGAUUAGGGUUAUAAAUAUUUUUAAAAUGGGUAAUCAGUUUUUUUUAAAAAGAUGUAACUUUAUAACGAUACAAAAUGUUUAUUAUCUCCAUCCUACGACAAAUAAC